Trachymyrmex cornetzi is the source of this 411-nucleotide messenger RNA. RefSeq lists its product as uncharacterized. Lineage: Eukaryota; Metazoa; Arthropoda; Insecta; Hymenoptera; Formicidae. The record is from RefSeq and is a predicted model, not a curated record. The transcript has a single exon. The annotation marks the transcript as partial.
AUGGCCAUCUGUGAUUCGAAUUACAUCGUCCGUUUCGUAGAUAUCGGAGCAUACGGACGACGCAGCGAUGGAGGUAUAUUUAAAGACAGCACCAUAGGAAAAGCCUUUGACAAAGGUGACAUGAAUGUUCCGCAGCCGACUGCUAUUUCAAAUAGUUUUGUUCUACUAUAUUGUAUUGUGGGAGACGAAGCUUUUCCUUUGAAGCCAUAUUUGCUUCGUCCAUACCCAGGCAGAGGUCUGACAAUGGAACAAGCUGUCUUUAAUUACCGUUUAAGCCGAGUACGAAGGUUAAUCGAAAAUACCUUUGGUAUACUCGUCAGCCAGUGGCGAGUAUUCAGAAAACCAAUUAUCGCUAAUCCUGAAACUGCUGUGGAAAUAGUAAAGGCAACCGUAUGCUUGCAUAAUUGGCUU